Ruditapes philippinarum (Manila clam) is the source of this 1445-nucleotide messenger RNA. RefSeq names its product lysophospholipid acyltransferase 7-like. The transcript is spliced from 7 exons. Gene Ontology annotation, molecular function: lysophospholipid acyltransferase activity. The record is from RefSeq and is a predicted model, not a curated record. The coding region runs from base 27 to 1406 and encodes 459 amino acids. Gene Ontology annotation, cellular component: mitochondria-associated endoplasmic reticulum membrane contact site; membrane. Gene Ontology annotation, biological process: phosphatidylinositol biosynthetic process; lipid modification. Lineage: Eukaryota; Metazoa; Mollusca; Bivalvia; Venerida; Veneridae.
GGUUAUUAAGGUCACGUUGAGUCAAAAUGUCGGAUGAUUAUGUUUACGGAAUUCUACUUAUAGUUUCAGUGGGCGCAGGGGUUUUAAUACGAUAUGCAAAAACUCCAUUACAGAAGAAACUUCUAUCAACAUGCAUUGGCAUAUGUUUGAUAAUAUUUCCUUGCGGUAUAGAAGCCAUGCAUCCCUUAAUAGUCACCCUAGGAAAUUGUCUUUUGAUCAAAUUUCUAGGUGCUAGGUGGUGUCAUGUUGCCAGUUUUGCCUGGUGUUUUGGCUACCUAGCUUUCUUCAGAGCUGCUCACUUGUUUGGUUUGUCAAGACCACACCCAGUUACCAAUGCUGUUCAACUAUUCAAUGCACUUAGGAUGAUAGGAGUAGCAUUUGAAGUACAUGAUGCUGAUUACGUGCAGAAGAGGGACAAAGAUACAGAGGAAGAUAUUGCCCUAAGGAAAAGCUUCCAACUUAAACCUUCCUUCCUAGAUACCAUACACUAUUCCCUGUGCUACAUUGGCUUAUUUACAGGUCCAUACUACAAAUACAGAACAUACUAUGACAUGUUACAUAUACCUGAAGAUGCUCAUAUACCUAUAUAUAAAUAUGCUGUACAGAGAUUAAAACAAAUACCAAUAAUAGCUGCAAUAUAUCUUGUUUGUUCCUACUUCUUUAGUAUAGAGUAUGUUAAAACAGAAGAGUUUCAUGAAAAUCCAUUUUGGUUCCGUAUUUUUUACAUGGUGCCGAUGUUCCAAAUAUUUCGAUCUCGUCUGUAUUUAGCAUGGAUCAUGUCCGAAGUAAUGUCCAUGAUGGCAGGGCUCGGAGCAUAUCCAGUUGAGAGUAAAGCCCGGUGUGGGGAAGGACCAACUAAUCUCAAGGCACUGAAACAUUGUCAUGAAAGGGACCAGAAAUCUGUUGAGUAUGAGUUUGAGACUAUACAUAAUUUGAGUAUCUGGGGCUGUGAGCUGGCCCCUACAACUAGGGAUGGUUUACGGAGCUGGAACAUGAGUGUACAGUAUUGGCUAGCUGCGUAUGUUCAUAGACGUUUACCCAGGUCCUAUGGUGCCAUGAGGGUAGCAAUAACUAUGGGGGUGAGUGCAUUUUGGCAUGGAAUACAUCCAGGAUAUUAUCUUAGCUUCCUGACGGUGCCCCCCAUUCUGAUCGCGGAGGAUCUCAUGAUCGCAGCUUUCCGUAAGGGCUCGGCAACGCAGCUUCACCUGUUUGACUGGGCGUGCUGGUUUUUCAAGAUGCGCGGCUUCGACUACAACUGUAUGGGAUUCUUGCUAUUAAGUUUAGAACACACUUUAGGAUACUGGAGUACCAUAUAUUUUAUACCACAUAUAGUUAUCUUUAUUUUUAUCGUUAUUGGACUUGCGUUGAAAUCUUUGAAAAAAUCAAAAAAGAAGAAGAGUGAAUGAUAUUUUUAUAGGUUAUUUAAUGUUAAAGUAGAUUUUUUU